CCGCUUGCUCAGUCCCGGCAGCUGAGCUGUAGAGGAGCGGAGCUGAGGGGCAGAAGGAGCCGGAGUCUCCCGCACAGUGCACCCGCCUGUCCCCUCUCAUCUUCCCCGGAGACUGAAGAACUUGCUCGGACGGAGAAGCCCUCAGCGGGCGGCGGUAACUUCUCCAGCCGGGCUCGUCAUGGCUUCGUCCUUGGUGGGCAGCCGGGCGGUGUAGAGGCGCUGGAGGGGCCGGGGGAUGUGCAGGAGCCGUCCCUGAGCGCUGCGGACAGCUCGGCUCUCCCUCCAUUCCCGCCUGUGGUUCCCGUUCAUGCUCUGCGCUCUGUACGCUGCAACCGGCUGAGCCUGGACACAGUAUGGCGGGGAAAGCGGCUGCCCCGGGCACCGGGAUCCUGCUGGUCACGGCCAACGUCGGGACUCUGUUCGAUGAUACAGAAAACCUUCAGAAAAAUUGGCUACGAGAAUUCUAUCAGACUGUACACGCACAGAAGCCUCAGUUUUUAUCAUUGCACUGUCAAGAGGUUGGCGGGAAGAAUUAUGAAGCUUCUAUGGCUCAUGUUGACAAGUUGGUCAAAGACCUGCUUUCAAGUGAUGCUAUGAAAGAAUACAACAGAGCCCGAGUGUACUUAGACGAAAACUACAAGUCACAGGAAAACUUCACGGCUCUCGGAAGCUUUUACUUUCUUCAUGAGUCUUUGAAGAACGUGUAUCAAUAUGACUUUAAAGCAAAAAAGUACAGAAAAGUCACAGGCAAAGAGAUCUACUCAGACACAUUAGAAAGCACUCCAAUGCUGGAGAAAGAGAAAUUCCCUCAAGAGUUUUUCCCAGAGAGCAAAUCAUCUAGAAAAGGCUUUAUUCGGACGCGAUGGUGUAUUACUGACUGUGCCUUUGACUUGGUGAACAUUCACCUUUUCCAUGAUGCUUCCAAUUUAAUUGCAUGGGAAUCCAGCCCAUCCAGCUACUCAGGGAUACGGCAGAAGGCUCUAAGUUAUGUUUUAAAUAGUAUUACAGAUCAUCGAUUUGAGAAAGUUCCCUACUUUGUCUUUGGAGAUUUUAAUUUUCGACUGGAUUUAAAAUCUGUGGUAGAGACACUUUGUGCAAAAACUACAAUGCAGACUGUGCAGGAAACAGACAGCAGCACAGUAGACAAGUUGAUAUUCCGGGAAUCUGAGAAUGAUCGCAAGGUUGUGCUACAAAUAGAAAAGAAAUUAUUUGAUUAUUUUAAUCAAGAAGUUUUUAGAGAUAACAAUGGCACUGCGCUUUUAGAAUUUGACAAGGAGUUAUCAGUGUUUAAAGACAGGUUGUUUGAACUGGACAUCACCUUUCCUCCAAGUUAUCCAUACAGUGAAGACAGCAGUCAAGGGAAGCAAUACAUGAAUACACGAUGUCCAGCUUGGUGCGAUCGAAUACUAAUGUCACACUCUGCUAAAGAACUUCUUUUAAAGUCUGAAAAUGAUGAAAGGAUAGUGAUUUAUGACAGCAUUGGGCCGAAUAUCUGCAUGGGGGACCAUAAGCCUGUCUUCCUGUCCUUCCGAAUAGCUGCAGGGGCAGGUAAAGCUAAUGCACAUGUGCACAAGUGUUGUAUCGUGCAGUGAUGUGGUGGGAAAAGAUGCCAACAAAAUGAAAAGAUCUACAGAGAGACCACUCUGUGAGGAUGUCCACCUCCCGUAUAGCAGACUCCUCGACCAUUGAGCUGUGUGGUCCUCACAGCUACAUUUGUACAUUAUGGAUCAUCUACUAGGCUUCAUCUUCCCAACAAGGCUCACAUACCUCACUUUCUUGUACGGUUAUGUAACAUCCAGUAGAAACAUGUAUAUAUUAUAUAAAUAUAAAUUUUUUUUUUUACAUCACUGUUCUGUUGCCAAAACGCUAGCAGACAAUACAUAUUUGACAAUCUCCUCCUCGUGAAAUGGAAGCUGAGCUCGUGCAUGCACGUUCACUUUGUGGAGGUCAAUCAACCUCUCCAGUCAUCGGCAACAGAGAGCGGUGCAGUGCUGGCAACUUCAGUAUUAUAGGGGAUUAACCCUUUCUUGCUGGAUGGAUCCCAUGUCAUUUCCUGUUUUUGCCCACUUUAUGCCAGUGGAACAUUGCAAGCGGCGUGUAUCACCUAUCACCAUUUCCCGCUUGCAUUUCUAAAGACUGAAACUCUAACAAAGGCUUGAAGUUUGCCUAGGGGAGCAUGGGGAAUUUUUACUAGGCGUCAUCAAGAUAUUGAUGGUUUUAAAUAUGUUUUCAUUGUCGACCGUGGCCUGUGUGCCUAAUGUUAGGCUAGCUAGGGGUGUAGCCACUAAAGUGCAAUAAUCAUAAAGUGACCAUUCAAAUCAAUAGCCAUUACCAAAUGUCAAUAGCGUCACACUUGAGAUCUAAAACCCCCAUUUCCACCUCCCCCUUCAUUUUACUGUUUUUAGAAAGAGGUUUCCAAUUUCCAUGUUAUUUACUACACUGCCAUGUAACAUGGUUUGUUUUUUCAAGUCACACAGCAGCUGCUUUUCAUUUUUAUAUAUUUAGUAUAAAAAUAUAAAAAAUAUAUAUAUACUUUUUAAAAUAAUUUAUAAAUCUUAACAAAACCUAUGCUAAGUAUUCUUUCCAGUACUGGCGCGUGUGCCAUAUCAGUAACGAACAUUCAGGAGUAGCAGUUUUAGAUAUCUUAUAUAUAAAUAUAUAUGUACAUCAGCAACCAAAAUUUUUAUGUAACCUUUUUGUGUCGUCCUCCUUGAUACGAAAAUAAAACACCAUAGUCGAUACAAUAGGCAUAUACAGUAGCAGUUUUCACUUUAUUACUCUUGUAAUAAAUUAUUUGUAUGUGAUAUUAAGGACUGAAUGUGAAGUUUCUAGCUAGAUUUGGGUGUAUCUUUUAAAGGUUUUGUAAAACUUUUUUUUUUUUUUGUCUUUUGUUACUGUAUCAUGGUGCCAAUUACACUCUAUACACAGUGAUGAAAUGGGAGACCCAUCAUGUAGAGUUUCUAGAAUAGCUUAGUUAAGGUAGAAUCAAGUUUUUAGAAUUUUUUUUUUAUUUUAAGAACAAAAAAUUCACUGUUGGCCCCUACCCCAGACUACAUCAGUUAAAGGUGAUUUAGAGAGUGUCUACUUUUUAAUUGUAUUCAGAACACUACAGACUUUUAAGGACUAUGUGAUUGCAUUAGAUUAAAGCUCGAUAUAUAUAUUUUUGGUAUAAAUCACUACUAUUUGGAAAUGAUGUUAUGUCCUCUGGCAGAAUCUGUCUUCCCAGAUGCACAUUUGUUAGUGUGUACACAGAUGGAGGCUGUAUUUUGUUAACGUGCCAUGUUCGUUGUAAUAUCACAAAAAGUGUGUUCUUGCAAAUGAAAAAUUCCACUUAUAGAUGUGUGAAUUGCCUUUAACAACAUGGGCAAAUCUGGUUCUCACCUUUAAGCAAUAAACUGUUUAUUGUGGCA
Molecule: messenger RNA, 3410 nt
Organism: Hyla sarda
Lineage: Eukaryota; Metazoa; Chordata; Amphibia; Anura; Hylidae
Gene: INPP5A
Product: inositol polyphosphate-5-phosphatase A
Exons: 16
Coding region: 354-1592 (412 amino acids)
Biological process (GO): phosphatidylinositol dephosphorylation
Molecular function (GO): inositol-polyphosphate 5-phosphatase activity
Source: RefSeq, a predicted model, not a curated record